AUGGCAUAAGCUUAGGCAUUGGCUGGAGAGAAUUACGAAUUCAAAGCUGCUCCUGAAGUUGUGAGACCCAAACCAAAAUACAGACAAUAACCUUUAUAAUCUUCGGAUGAUCAAAAAAACAGUUCAUUGUUGGGAAGCAAUAUCAUGUUUGAUAAAAGGGUAGUCAGGGGAAAUACUUAUGCAAGUGUGUAAACAUAAGGUGAUAAGAAAUUAAUGACACUUAAAUCAUUCAAAAAACCAUAACAAAAAGCAGCUUAAUAACCAUAGACAACCUAUUUACAUCCAAGCACUCCUAGACCAUUUUAAAAUCGUGUUAACAUUGAUAUCUAAACUGAUGAAUAUUUAGAAAUAUUGACAGAUAAACCACCUGAAUAAGAGAUGGAUGCAUAAACUGACUACUAUAUUGAUAAACCACCUGAUAGAUUAUUUGUUCCCAAGAAGAAUGGCAUAGAUAAAGAAACUCAAAUUUGGGAAGGAGAUCUCUUUGAUUUUGAUUAGGAAGUAGAACCAAUUUUAUAGGUCUUAAUGAAUAAGAUAUUGGAACAGUCGAGAAUGGAAGUCUUAGAAGAAGAAGAAAUUAAGUUAAUGAAACACUAAUAGAAAUAACAUGAAAAACAAAAGACUUCUGUAUUAUCAGAAAUGCAAAGAUUGGAGGCCGUUUAAUAGAGAUUAGAUUAAGAGGAGGCAAGAAGAAAAUUGCAAUAUGAAACUUUUUUAAAAAUAUAAAAGCAAAGCCAUUAAAAAAUAGUUUGCAGAAAUCUAUCAAAAUCUCUUAUAAAUCCCCUUAAAUAAAAUACAAUCAAGAAGUUAUAGGAUUUGGGUGUUUUUCGAGAUCCCCUGGAAACAGCCUUAUUAUAUGAGUAUAUACCAUGGGUUUAUGAAAAUGUGUUAAGUUAGUUAGUUGAUGAAAAUGACAAUGCUUCCAAUUUUAAUAAUAUAUUAAAUAAUAUGGAAGAAACAAUUACUAUAGAACAUUCGAAUUCAUUGAAAAGAAGGUAAUAACAGAUAGAUGACAAAUACGAAGAAAUUGCUAGAAAAAAAAGAGAGAAGAUAGAAAAAAAAAGAAUGGAGGAGGAAAGAAGACUUAAGGAAAUCGAGGAUUAAAGAUUAGCUGAAGAGGAAGCUGCUAGAUAGGCAGAAUAAGAAAUUUUGGAUUAGUAAUAAGAAAAUUAAUAAUAAUAAUAAUUAUAGUCAUGA
Paramecium tetraurelia is the source of this 1197-nucleotide messenger RNA. RefSeq lists its product as uncharacterized. Gene Ontology annotation, cellular component: cilium. NCBI's taxonomy places the organism in Eukaryota, Ciliophora, Oligohymenophorea, Peniculida, Parameciidae. The record is from RefSeq and is a predicted model, not a curated record. The transcript is spliced from 5 exons.